AUGCCACUCUGUGCCGCUUGUUGCAUCACCAAAGGUUUUAACAAAUUUCACGGCGGACAGCGUCACUUGUUGCGUCCAGUGUGCAAGGAAUGCUUUCGCAUUGGGAAGAAGCCUGUGGAUCUCGGUGGCGAGCCCGAAGCAUUGCCGAUUCGAACUCAAGGUGACAAGAAAACCGCGAGUUUAGCGGAUUUUCAACUGCUUAGUGUCAUUGGACAAGGUGCAUUUGGAAAGGUGUUACUCGUGCGACACGCUACCACUGGAAAAGUGCAUGCAAUGAAGAUUAUCAGUAAACAGUUCGUCAUUGAUAUGGACAGCGUCCACUACAUGAAAACUGAACGCGAUGUCAUGACAAAGAUUCGCCACCCUUUUGUGAUCGGACUGCAUUACGCUUUCCAAACGGAGUCAAAGGUUUAUCUCGUGAUGGAGUAUCAACCAGGAGGCGAACUAUUUUCUUAUCUGAAAGAGGAAGGCACGUUCACCGAGGACGCCGCUCGCUUCUACCUAGCUGAAAUGAUUCUUGCGUUGGAGCAUCUCCACGGACACGGCAUCAUUCACCGCGAUCUGAAACCUGAGAACGUUCUCAUCUCAGCCGAAGGGCACAUAAAGCUGACCGACUUUGGUUUGGCGAAGGAGUACGUCGAAGGGCAGGACUUAUUGACAGUGUGUGGGACAAAAGAAUACAUGGCACCGGAAAUGCUACUUGGCAAGGGGUAUGACUCGGCUGUGGACUGGUGGUCACUUGGUGCACUUGCGCACGAAAUGCUGACCGGGAACCCGCCAUUUCGAUCGAAAAAUACUGCAGCCCUGCACAAAAAAAUUCUUUCAGCAAAGCUUCAAUUGCCACGAUGGCUAUCAGGUGAAGCGCACUCGUUAAUCAAGUCCUUGUUGGAACGCAAUGUGAGCAAAAGACUUGGCGGAGGCAAGUCCUCCAUGUUUGUGUUCAAGGGAGUACAGGCUUUGAAACGUCACCCAUUUUUCAAGACAGUAAACUGGAAGGAGAUGGAAACUCUUCGCAUCCCUCCUCCGAAAAUACCAAGCGUUUCUGAUGAAGCCGACACGAGCAAUUUUGACACGAAGUUUACAGAAAUGACAGCUUCAGACCUGAUGUGCGAGGCGGUUAUGGAGGGACACAGCAACUUGUUUCGGGGAUUCUCAUUUUGCCGGCAAGACAGCAUCUCAAACCCGCAGUCACCGAUCAAUACAUCAUUGCUACCAACCAUUGCAAGUCUAGUUCUCGAUGGUGACGAUAUCCAGGACAUCAAUGACGCUAUCGCUUCAGCAGCCAGCAAGCAGCCUGUUGUUUGGAUCUGA
This is a messenger RNA of Peronospora farinosa, 1311 nucleotides long. NCBI's taxonomy places the organism in Eukaryota, Oomycota, Peronosporomycetes, Peronosporales, Peronosporaceae. The record is from the annotation of a GenBank genome assembly.